UGUAUCGCUUCUGCGACUAGUCAUGGAGAAGGAGAGAGUAGCAGUAAUGGUUGUACAGUGUCUGAUACCAGCUACCUAGUAUCUGCUAUCAAUUCAACUGAAGGAUACAACCUCACUAGAGCAAUCAUUAACUGUCUAGAGUAUUCAGAUAACAGGAGUACACUCUCUUUUGGAUCAAUAUCUUAUGAAACUAUGGCUGGUACUAAUGGACGAUACACUGUACAGUGCAACAGUGGAUUAUUAUUAUUAUCUAUCAGUGAUUUUUGGUUCAGCGAAGAGAGUUCUUCAUGUUAUGAAUGUGUGGAUGCUGAAGAUUCUUGUGUAUCAGGAACAGAUUGUCCACAGUAUUGUAAUCAUUGUUUAUCUGCUUCAGAGUGUUUGCACUGUACUUAUGCAAGAUAUAAAGGACAGUGUCUUCCUAAUACUAGCUGUCCUAAUAAUGGAAUCCCUAAUCCUAUGAAUGGGAAUGAGUGUGAAUGUACCCAAGAAUUCAGUGGUGAUAACUGUAGUGUUUGUGCAUUAACUGAAUGUGAGAUUGGAUACACUUUGAAUAAUCUUACCAACAGCUGCCAAUGUGUGGAAUCAUGUCCAUCAGGUAGCACAGGAUCAUGUCAAUCAGGUUGCAAAUUCCUUGUUGAUCCAAAUUCAACAGUACCACAGAGUGUCAUUGGAUCACUAGAUGAUGUAGGAGAAGGUGGAGGUCAUCAUAAGAGAGCAAGAGGAGGAGGAAAAGACUCACAUGGUACCAGUGAUACUGAUACUGAUAGAGCAUUCUGUGUACAGAGAUGUUUAAAUGAUUGGGAACCUGAUAGUAGUGGUGUCUGUUAUGCCUGUGGGAUAAGUUAUUGCCUUGAAUGUAAUGCAAAUAAUGACUGCACAAAAUGUCGAAGUGGUACACUACUCAAAACUGCAAGGCCUCAAAAUCAUUGUGUUG
Amphimedon queenslandica is the source of this 934-nucleotide messenger RNA. Its product is annotated as neurogenic locus notch homolog protein 1-like. The transcript has 6 exons. NCBI's taxonomy places the organism in Eukaryota, Metazoa, Porifera, Demospongiae, Haplosclerida, Niphatidae. The record is from RefSeq and is a predicted model, not a curated record. The annotation marks the transcript as partial.